AUGGACUGUAGCUGCCUCUCGGACCUGCUGCUCACGGCGCCGCUGCCUGCUCUCUGGACCCCCGGCUUCGCCUUCCCGGACUGGGCCUACAAGCCGGAGUCGAGCCCGGGCUCGCGGCAGAUCCAGCUGUGGCACUUCAUCCUGGAGCUGCUGCAGAAGGAGGAGUACCGCGGGGUCAUCGCCUGGCAGGGCGACUACGGCGAGUUCGUCAUCAAGGACCCGGACGAGGUGGCGCGGCUGUGGGGCGUGCGCAAGUGCAAGCCCCACAUGAACUACGACAAGCUCAGCCGGGCGCUGCGGUACUACUACAACAAGCGCAUCCUGCACAAGACCAAGGGCAAACGCUUCACCUACAAGUUCAACUUCAGCAAGGUGGUGCUGGUCAACUACCCGCUGCUGGACGUGGCGCCGCCGCUGCUGCUGGCCCAGGGGCCCUGCCCCGCCGCCGGCCCUGCGCCCGGUCCCGACUGCGCCCCGCUCACCCCCGAGACGCUGCAGUCGCUGUUCGCCGGCCCCCGCCUGGGCGACCCCCCCGGCCGCGGGGCCCCGUUCGAGCGGCCCGAGGGCGACAAGCUGCGGCUGGACGCGGCCUUCCCCUUCCUGGGCUCAGGUGUCUCCGGCUACGCGAAGCCGCCCGGACUCCUGGGGCCCUACGGGCGGGGGGCGCCGUUCCCCGAGUACCCCUGGACCUUGAACCCCUACCUGCCCGGCGCCUUCCCUCUCGGCGCCUCCAAGCUGCCGCCGUCGCUCUACGCGCCCCCCCUGUACCCCGCGCCCUGGGGCCGCUGCCGGGGCCGCAGCAAUAAGGAGUGA
This is a messenger RNA of Alligator mississippiensis (American alligator), 813 nucleotides long. RefSeq names its product ETS repressor factor like (gene ERFL). Bases 1 to 813 code for a protein of 270 amino acids. The transcript is spliced from 6 exons. Gene Ontology annotation, cellular component: nucleus. The record is from RefSeq and is a predicted model, not a curated record. Lineage: Eukaryota; Metazoa; Chordata; Crocodylia; Alligatoridae. Gene Ontology annotation, molecular function: sequence-specific DNA binding; DNA-binding transcription factor activity, RNA polymerase II-specific. Gene Ontology annotation, biological process: cell differentiation; regulation of transcription by RNA polymerase II.